AUGGCUGAGCAAGUCGUCCCCACCUUCAAGCUCGUCCUCGUCGGUGACGGUGGUACUGGAAAGGCAAGAGGAUCAAAGACCGCCAAUCCGUCAUCGCUAACACUCUUCCUCCCGCCACAGACCACCUUCGUCAAGCGCCAUCUGACUGGCGAGUUCGAGAAGAAGUACAUUGCCACUCUCGGUGUCGAAGUGCAUCCUCUCAAUUUCAGCACCAACCUUGGUUCCAUCCAGUUCGACGUGUGGGAUACCGCUGGUCAGGAGAAGUUCGGUGGUCUCCGCGAUGGUUACUAUAUCAACGGCCAGUGCGGUAUCAUCAUGUUCGAUGUCACCUCCCGUAUCACCUACAAGAACGUCCCCAACUGGCACCGUGACCUCGUCCGUGUCUGCGAGAACAUCCCCAUCGUGCUCUGCGGUAACAAGGUCGACGUUAAGGAGCGUAAGGUGAAGGCCAAGACCAUCACCUUCCACCGCAAGAAGAACUUGCAGUACUACGAUAUCUCCGCCAAGUCGAACUACAACUUCGAGAAGCCCUUCCUCUGGCUCGCCCGCAAGCUGGUCGGCAAUGCCUCUCUUGAAUUCGUUGCCGCUCCCGCUCUGGCUCCUCCUGAGGUCCAGGUCAACCCCGAGCUCAUGGCCGAGUACGAGAAGCAGAUGAACGACGCCGCGCAGAUGCCCCUGCCCGACGAGGAAGACGCCGACCUGUAA
This is a messenger RNA of Aspergillus terreus NIH2624, 705 nucleotides long. Its product is annotated as Ran family GTP-binding nuclear protein. The transcript has 5 exons. Bases 1 to 705 code for a protein of 234 amino acids. Lineage: Eukaryota; Fungi; Ascomycota; Eurotiomycetes; Eurotiales; Aspergillaceae. Gene Ontology annotation, cellular component: nucleus; cytoplasm. Gene Ontology annotation, biological process: ribosomal subunit export from nucleus; protein import into nucleus. The record is from RefSeq and is a predicted model, not a curated record. Gene Ontology annotation, molecular function: GTP binding; GTPase activity.